AUGGGAGCAGUGCAUCGGAGCCAGCAGGACUACGUCAGCAGCCUCUCCAACAUGGAGGAGGACACGCCUGAGUACAAUGCUGCGCUGCAGGAGUGCCACAAACGGGGCGCAGAGCGCUGUGUGAAGGUAGCCAACCAACAUCGCGGGCUGUACGUCAAGGCAGCGCAGUUCAUCGCCUCCAUUCGGGGUGGAACGGGGGAGCGCGGUGUACCAAAGCCGUACACUGAUGCGCUGGCUGUGUUUACCGACCACGCCCCGCACAAGCGCAUCGACGAAGUUGCAGAAGUUCUGAGGGAGUGCAUGAGCUUGGGCAACUGGCCUGUGACGCCUCUGACUCAGGAUUGCGACCUGAGGUGUAUCGAGGAGAUCCCGAUUGCAUCGGCAAGCUUGGCACAGGUGCACCGAGCUGAGCUCAAAGAUGGCACCAGGGUUGCGGUGAAAAUCCAGUACCCUGAGCUUCGGAAGGAAAUGGCCUCCGACUUUGCAGUUUUCAAGACCAUGGGCACGCAGAUCAAGCAGAUGGCUGCCGGAUACGACCUCAUGUGGGUGGUGGAGGAUUUCGAAAAGAACCUUUCGCGGGAGCUGGACUUUACCUUGGAGGCUGCCAGCGGCGAGGAGACAGCGCGGCAGCUUGCCCACCGGUACCCGAGAGUCUACGUGCCCAAGGUCUUCAAAGAGUUCUCUUCGUCGCGGAUCAUAGUCAUGGAGUAUCUCGAAGGCUUGCUGAAGGCCAACGAUCCGGAAGGCCUGCGGCGUGCAGGUCUGGAUGUCGAUGAGUGUGCCCAGCUCAUUUGCGACACCUUCGCAGAGAUGAUCUUCGUGCACGGACGCGUGUUCAACAAGCACCACUUUCGUUGUGACGCCUACUUCCUGCAAUUGGACACCGGUGACGUGAUCCCACAACUUGGCUUCGUGCCGAGAGCCUGGCGCGCGGCUGGGCCUCCGGCAAGGCGCGUGGCGCGGCCGGCGAACCUGGAAGAUGCCAUCGCCGAGGCAAAGGCGGCAGAGGAGGCUGAUGCCAAGCAGUGGCCGCCGAAGGACUGGCUGCGGAUUUCCACCACAGUGGCCUCAGAGGAGGGCAAGCAGAAAGUGGUGCGUGCGAUUCUGGCAAUCUCGGAAGGCCUGCGGUUGGAGGAGUUCCGAGUGCGAUGGCUGCGCCGCAGCUCUGGCGAAGACGCCUCGCGAUUGGCACUCUGGGUUCCACCCAGGUCUCUGGUGCUUGUGUCCUCAAUGAUGGGAGAAGCUUUGGUCGAGGAGAUACCGAUGAUCUUGGUGGAGGGCCUCGAUGUUGAUGGCGAUGCGGAGUUCUUCCGCGGUGCGCUGUCAGGGGCGACUGUCGAGGAGCUCACCCGCGUGGCAGAGGAUCUGCUGGCCGCGCAGCUCUGUGCUGCUGUGGAGGUGGAAGAGGAUUCAGCCUCAGCGGUGCUCCACACGACGGCCGCCGGUCGUAGUGGUGUGGAGGCUUGGCUGAAAGAGAACGGCAGCGACCUCUCCAUUGACUGGACCGCCUGA
Molecule: messenger RNA, 1512 nt
Organism: Symbiodinium sp. CCMP2592
Lineage: Eukaryota; Dinophyceae; Suessiales; Symbiodiniaceae
Source: the annotation of a GenBank genome assembly